Bipolaris sorokiniana ND90Pr is the source of this 1042-nucleotide messenger RNA. RefSeq lists its product as uncharacterized. The record is from RefSeq and is a predicted model, not a curated record. NCBI's taxonomy places the organism in Eukaryota, Fungi, Ascomycota, Dothideomycetes, Pleosporales, Pleosporaceae. Bases 211 to 921 code for a protein of 236 amino acids. The transcript has a single exon.
GGUGCAAGAGACAGAUGAGUGUUCUCACCGGAGCAUCUAUACCAAUCUAGCUGGCUUCAGACACAAUGCACCCCAUCGUCUUGUUUCUCGCGUUGCAACCAACCAGCCCUCGCUCGCUGGCCGCCCACACAGCACAUGAAGCCCGCGCCGUCUCCGUAGCUGUGUGACGCAACAACAAUCUGCGACAGACAGCCGGUGGCCGCAAGCAGUAUGAUCCUCGGGGGGCGACGGAGGGAUGCCGAGCUGUCUGACGGCCGACCCAGUGUUUCAGAUGCCCCCGGCCACAAGACGAAUCGAGAUGCCGUUGUAAUGCAGGCGACGCAUCGACGGCUUGUCCGUGUCUAUUGUCUGAUGGAAAACGAGGCACUGCACAUGCACGCAAAUGCGUCGCUGGGUCAUGCGCAACGCGCGAGUUUCAGGUACGGGAUGCCAACCAGCUCGCCUAGACUAGCGUUUCUAAUGGUAUUCGUAUCCGCUGCUCUCGUCCUCAUCCACCAAUGUGCCAAGGUCACGCUGCGAGAUAAGCUGUGGACCACCGCUGGCCCCUUUGCAAUAAGUGUACAGACCCAAGAGGGAAAGAGAGUAGGGCUAGUCGUCAUGACUGCUACUUGUCAGUCCAUCACCAAGACGCCCGUCGUCAUCACCAUCAUCAUCAUCAUCAUCAUCGCCACCGCAAUCAUGGACCCCCCCCCAACCGACUACAUGCUCGUAUUAAUGCCGCUGUGCUGCUCCCUCGCGUUUGACCGCACAGUCAGCCGCAAGCGAGUCCAUGACAUACCGGCUCAAACCUUAAGAUACAAGCCCAUCAGCCCAGCAUACCCACCCCCCUCGCUUCUGCGUACAUACACUACAUACAUAGAGUUUGCCACCCACCACGCCCAUCACAGUCAAAGCAUACAUGCAUAUGUAGGGAAAAGAUAACAGUCCAUUCAGAUAGGUAGUCUACCAACUCUACAGUGUAAGUAGUCGUGACUUACUUCAACGCCAACGCUAUGCAAUGUCAAAAAGUCCGCGCCACAACACGCCACAACAUACCACCACA